Colletotrichum siamense is the source of this 2292-nucleotide messenger RNA. RefSeq lists its product as uncharacterized. The transcript has 2 exons. NCBI's taxonomy places the organism in Eukaryota, Fungi, Ascomycota, Sordariomycetes, Glomerellales, Glomerellaceae. The record is from RefSeq and is a predicted model, not a curated record. Bases 1 to 2292 code for a protein of 763 amino acids.
AUGGAUCCUUUUCAUGACAAAGCGGGCAACGAGAGGAGGGCUUCCCUUAGAAUGUCGGCGAGGCAAUCAACCACCGUCGACGGCGACGACGACGAGUACGACCUGGCUGCCGCCAUGGGCUUAUCUGACGGUUUUCGCCCAGCCGAUCUUUCUGCGUCCCAUCCACCCAUUCCCUCGAUCACAAACCCUUCGACUGGCUCGGCGGUUGUGUCACGAGACUAUGCCGCUACCCAUCGAGCCCUACCUUCUGCCCGACCCUCGAGUAUCGCGAAACCUCCACGCUCUCACGACCCUCUCGCCCUUCGUCAUGAUGGUUCCACCGGCCAAAUGACCGGCACCGCACUUUCACGCGUAUCCAGCGCUUCCACCGAUUCGCCCAUAAUGCGCUCCGAGAGUCCCUACGACGGCCCCUCUGGCCCCUCGCACCCGUAUCAGAUGUACCCCCAGCGAACAAACAGUGUGGCGACGUCAUCCACCGCCCGUAUGUCAGAACGGUCGUACGCUGGCCCCCGUGGCCCGACCCAUCCGUACACUCUCUACACACAGAACACGGUGCCGGUGGACUCCGGUGAAGGUGACAGCAUUCCCGUUGGGUUCGGACGCUCUGAUAACUAUCAGCGACGUAUGGGACCCGAAGGGGAGGAAAUUGCCGACUUGAUCGGUCCCUUGGGGCAUACCGAAGAGCUCCCUCCAUACACCAGGUACCCAGAGCAGGCGUACGCGAGAAAACAGCCCGGCGAUCUGCCCCAGGCUCAGUCGCAAAAUCAUCAACAGCACCAAGAUCAACCUCACCAGCAGCUCUCGCCACAAUCAUCGGGCCAGCAACCACAAACGCAACCGCAAUCACAAUCACAACCACAAAACACGGUAACGGUCAUGGCAGCCUCUGUCCCCCCUGCAGUGAUUCCCGGCGCUGGUGGUCUCGGACUCGCAACAAGAAACCCCGAGUUUGAGUCUCGGGAAGACCUUCGUUUGCCGUCGCGCAUGUCAUCAAGGACUUUGACUUCAGACACUGCAAGCCAACACGAAAUCAACACUGCUGCAGAGGCUUACGCCGAGAAGGCCACCGAUCGCAAGUGGCAGAAGAGGGCCAAGAAACGAAUGUUUGGCGUCAUCCCCUACUGGGCGAUCUGCUUGUUGGCAGUUGGGUUGGUGCUGAUGGGCAUUAUUCUAGGUGCAGUCAUUGGCACUUUCUUUGCCAAACAUAAGAAACCACCAGGCCGUCAUCAAGAUGAUGAGCCUGUUCCCCUCGUCAUCCCAACUGCCACGGUUGACAUAAAACCAUUGGCAACUCUUCCACCUGACCUGCCUUCAAUGGAGAUCGGUACAUUUGGCUUGCCCCCAUUGAUCGCUAGUCAGGCGCCGAGCACAUGUUUCAACGAUACGACACAAUCGCAGGCCUGGACCUGUAACAUCCCUUUUACUAGUUACGUCAUGGGCGUUUCUCGAAUUGCCAACGAACUACCCAUAUCUGAUUACACCUUAAAACUUACUACGUUCAAUGACAGCGACCACACCGACGAAAAACUCAAUAUGUUCGCUUGGGGCACUCAACCGCCUCUCAUCAUCGACCCGCUGAAGAUGCGGCUGGUCAACGACACUUCUGAACCUGGUAGGGGUGCCGCCUGGUUUGCUCAAAUGACAUACAACAAAACCGUCGUCGUACCUGAGGACAGAUUUCCAGGUGUCAGCACUGCUAGGCCAAGUGCGAAAAGGCGGUGGAAUGGCCCUCCCCCUGGGUCCGGAGACUUUAGCAGGAAGGGUGUGAGGGGAGCACAGGCCGGUGAUAGACCCUGGAUCUGCACUUGGCCUGGUACUCUCCUCGAAGUUUUCGUCUAUCCAUCACAAAAUAACAGCUAUCAACGGAAGCCAACGUCGACGACAAAGCCAUUAGCAGCUGCCACAAUUCCACCCAAUUCAACCCCUUUCUUGGUGCGCCACGGAUUGGCGACGAGCACCUUCUCCACCGCGGUUCCCACCGACAAGCCACGACGAGCUCCGCCUCCGCCAUACCCACAGGUCAUCAAGUUCGAAGAGCGUCGCGUAUCCCUCGACGAGACCAAGAAUGCCUUCUGCCGACAGGUUGAGGUUUGUGACGACGGAGAGAAUACGGUUCCCGUUUUGAACGAAGAAGGCCAGCCCGUGGAGGUGAUGAUCAUGGAGAACAGGCAGACAGUCGCUAUCGCCGACUCGAAACGUUGGAUCCACGAAGACAGCCUUUUGAUAUCACGGGAUCGGCCGACGAGGACAAGCCAGCUGAGUGAUUGUGGCUGCAUUUGGUGGUUCACAUAA